Molecule: messenger RNA, 7190 nt
Organism: Phascolarctos cinereus (koala)
Lineage: Eukaryota; Metazoa; Chordata; Mammalia; Diprotodontia; Phascolarctidae
Source: RefSeq, a predicted model, not a curated record
UCUCCCUCGGCGGCGGCGGCGGCGGCAGCGGCGGGGACAGGACAAUGGAGGUGGCUGUGGAGAAAGCGGCCGUGGCAGCGGCGGCGGCGGCUGCGGCUGCGGCGGCGUCGGGGGCCCCGGCGGCCGCGGUCCCGAGCGGGGAGAAUGAGGCCGAGAGCCGGCAGGGCCCGGACUCGGAGCGCGGCGGGGAGGCGGCCCGCCUCAACCUGUUGGACACUUGCGCCGUCUGUCACCAGAACAUCCAGAGCCGGGCGCCCAAGCUGCUGCCCUGCCUGCACUCCUUCUGCCAGCGCUGCCUGCCCGCCCCCCAGCGCUACCUCAUGCUGCCCGCCCCGCUCCUGGGGGCCGCCGAGACGCCCCCCCCUCCCGCCGCCGCCCCCGCCGCGCCCCCAGGCUCCCCCAUCUCCGCCACCCCUCCCUACAGCACCCAAGUUGGGGUCAUUCGUUGUCCAGUUUGCAGCCAAGAAUGUGCAGAGAGACACAUUAUAGAUAAUUUUUUUGUAAAAGAUACUACAGAGGUACCCAGCAGUACAGUAGAAAAGUCUAAUCAGGUUUGCACAAGCUGUGAAGACAAUGCAGAAGCAAAUGGUUUUUGUGUAGAGUGUGUUGAAUGGCUCUGCAAGACUUGUAUCAGAGCUCAUCAGAGAGUAAAAUUCACAAAGGACCAUACUGUCAGACAGAAAGAGGAAGUAUCUCCAGGAAUUCUGACUCCUAUUGUCUCUACAGAAGCUGUUGGUGUGACCAGUCAGAGACCAGUAUUUUGCCCUUAUCACAAAAAGGAGCAGCUGAAGCUCUAUUGUGAGACCUGUGACAAACUGACAUGCCGAGACUGCCAGUUAUUAGAACAUAAGGAGCAUAGAUAUCAGUUUAUUGAAGAAGCUUUUCAGAAUCAAAAAGUGAUCAUAGAUACAUUAAUUACUAAGCUAAUGGAAAAAACAAAAUACAUAAAGUUUACUGGAAAUCAAAUUCAAAACAGAAUAAUUGAAGUAAAUCAAAAUCAAAAGCAGGUGGAACAGGACAUUAAAGUUGCUAUAUUUACCUUGAUGGUAGAAAUAAACAAAAAAGGGAAGGCUCUACUGCAUCAGCUAGAGAGCCUUGCAAAGGACCACCGCAUGAAACUUAUGCAGCAGCAGCAGGAAGUGGCGGGGCUUUCAAAACAGUUGGAACAUGUCAUGCAUUUUUCCAAAUGGGCAGUUUCAAGUGGCAGCAGCACAGCUCUGCUCUAUAGCAAACGCCUGAUCACAUAUCGAUUACGGCAUCUUCUUCGAGCCAGGUGUGAUGCUUCACCUGUGACCAAUAACACCAUUCAAUUUCACUGUGAUCCUAGCUUCUGGGCUCAAAAUAUUUUCAAUUUAGGUUCCUUAGUAAUCGAGGAUAAAGAGAGCCAGCCCCAUUUGCCUAAGCAGAAUCCUGUGGUGGAACAGAAUUCACAGCCACCAGGUGGUUUAUCUUCCAACCAAUUAUCCAAGUUUCCAACACAGAUCAGCCUAGCUCAAUUACGACUCCAACACAUGCAGCAACAGGUAAUGGCUCAGAGACAGCAGGUGCAACGGAGGCCAGCUCCUGUGGGGUUACCAAACCCUAGAAUGCAGGGGCCCAUCCAGCAGCCUUCCAUCUCUCAUCAGCAGCCACCUCCUCGCUUGAUAAAUUUUCAAAAUCAUAACCCCAAACCCAAUGGACCAGUUCUGUCUCCCCAUCCGCCUCAACUGAGAUAUCCUCCUAACCAGAAUAUACCACGGCAAGCAAUAAAACCCAAUCCACUACAGAUGGCAUUUUUGGCCCAACAAGCCAUAAAACAGUGGCAGAUUAGCAGUGGACCAGCAUCAACUGUUCCUUCAACUGCCAGUAGUACCACAUCUACUCCUUCUAGUCCUACCAUUACUAGCGCAGCUGGAUAUGAUGCUAAGUCUUUUGGACCACCUAUGAUUGACCUGAGUUCUCCAGUUGGGAGUUCCUAUAAUCUUCCUUCUCUUCCAGAUAUUGACUGUUCAACUACUCUUGUGCUGGAUAAUCUUGUGAGAAAAGAUGCUAGUGUAGAGCACAGCCAACCAAGACCUCCUUCAAACAGAACAGUCCAAUCACCAAAUUCAUCUGUACCAUCUCCAGGUCUCCCAGGACCUGUAACUAUGACUAGUGUACACCCACCAAUCCGCUCACCUAGUGCCUCCAGUGUUGGAAGCAGAGGAAGCUCUGGCUCUUCCAGCAAGCCAACAGGAGCUGAUUCUACACACAAAGUCCCAGUGGUUAUGUUGGAACCAAUAAGAAUCAAACAGGAAAAUAGUGGCCCGCAUGAGAAUUAUGAUUUUCCUAUUGUUGUAGUAAAGCAAGAAACAGAUGAAGAACCUAGAUCUCAAAAUACCAACUUUCCAAGAAGCAUACUUACCUCAUUGCUCUUGGACAGUAACCAUAACACCGCAUCUGAGGAGGCUGUUUUAAGAACAGACGCUCCUGAUAGCACAGGGGAUAGACCAGGACUUCACACAAGUCCUUCAAACGGAAAGUCUGGCUGGGGAGGUACCUCACAGAAGUCACCCCUUCAUGGUGGAGAAAGUAGAAAAGAAGAUGACCCCAAUGAAGAUUGGUGUGCAGUGUGUCAGAAUGGAGGGGAACUCCUUUGCUGUGAGAAAUGCCCUAAAGUGUUCCAUCUUACUUGUCAUGUGCCUACAUUGAUGAAUUUCCCAAGUGGAGAGUGGAUUUGUACGUUUUGUCGGGAUUUAUCCAAACCAGAAGUUGAAUAUGAUUGCGAUGAUCCCAGUUAUAACUCAGAAAAACGAAAAUCUGAAGGGCAUGUAGGAUUAACACCAAUUGAUCAAAGGAAGUGUGAACGACUACUUUUGUUCCUUUACUGCCAUGAAAUGAGCUUAGCUUUUCAAGAUCCAGUUCCUUCUACAGUGCCUGAUUAUUACAAAAUAAUUAAAAAUCCUAUGGACUUGUCUACCAUUAAGAAGAAACUCCAAGUGGAUUCUCCAGUGUAUACAAAGCCUGAAGAUUUUGUGGCUGAUUUCCGACUGAUUUUUGAAAAUUGUGCUGAAUUCAAUGAGCCUGAUUCUGAAGUAGCCAGUGCUGGUAUAAAACUUGAAAGCUAUUUUGAAGACCUUCUGAAAAACCUUUAUCCAGAGAAAAAAUUUCCAAAGCUGGAAUUCAAGAAUGAAACAGAGGAUACCAUAUUUAGUGAUGAUUCAGAUGAUGACUUUGUACAACCACGAAAAAAGCGUCUCAAAAGCAUUGAUGACCGCCAACUGUUUAAAUAAGUGGCGCAGUAGCAAGGACUGGUUUGAACUUUUUUUUUUAACCUUUUUAUUAGUGAUUAACAUAAUUGCAAGGAAAAGUCCAUGACCGCUCUGACUUGUAGGUUUGUGGAUGUUUAAUAGCUGUUGAUUUCCUUAAUAUUCCUUCCCCGCUCCACCUCUUCACACCCACCUCCAUUAAGGAAAGGGGGGAAAAAAAGCAUCAUUGAAGAUUGAGAUAGACCCUUCUCCUUCUUCAAAAUCAUAAAACAGCUUCUGAAAGGAUAGCUGCAUAAGUAUUCUAAAGAAAGGAGAAAGCCUUUAUUUAGACUUAAGGUUGAAAACUUAAGUGUGGUUUCAAAGUGUGAAUUAAUCCAUUUUCAGAAAAUGUGAUACCACUACCCGUUCUUACCAAAGGCUCGUGGCUGGCCAUUAUAAGUUUUUUCUACUGUACUUAACAGUAUGCCACGAAUAUGAUAUUAAAUGUCCUAGGAUACUGAUUGGUGCGAUUGAAGUGUAGGUAGAUGCCACUAAGGAAGUACCUGAUGGUCUGUCAUGUAAUAUGGAGAGUGUAUUAAAGAAAAAUCAGGAAAACAAAUGCUUGGAUUUAUUUUUUGGCUUGUCUGUGAAGAUGUUUUUAUGUAUCAGGUGUGUUUAGGCUACAAGCCAUUCAUUUCUGGAACUAGUGUCUUCUCUGUUACUGCCUCUAACAAAUUAACUACAGAUGUGACUUUUUUUUUUACUAUUGAUAAAAGCCCUCAUUCAUUACCACAUGGCUUUUGAUUGAGUUUUUUGAAAUGCAGCCAUUUGUGCUGUAUGUGAUGUGAAGUUGCUUCACCAUACACUUUUGGGCAUUAAUGAACUUUAAAAAAAAAAAAGAAUAAGUAGUUUCUGUGAUUCUCACUGUCUCGUGUUGUUUAGGAUGAAAAUGUGUUUUGGAGUAAAAGCUUUUAGUGGAAUUUUUGUUAGAUGUUCUCUGGAGCGUUUGCUGCCUUGGUUUUAAUAGUGUCAGAUCUCAAUAAUGUCAUUUUAAACACUUCUUUAUGGUUGAGCUUUGAUUGGAUUUCCCUUCCCAUCAGGCCUGAUAGAAACAAAAAGUUCUCUCCCGAUUUCAUAUUGGGCCAGGCUUAAAUCUGCUCAUACUUACUCCUUUUUGUUCAUUGUUUUCAAGGCUUGGGCAUAUUAUUAAAAGGGGAAAAAUGUAGAUUAGGGAAGAAGGAAUGAAAUAGCCUAGCUGUAAUUUUCUAAUGUAUUUGGUGAAAUGUUUGUUUUACACUGACAGAAAUUAGGUGAAAUUUUCUUUUGGUUGAGGUGUGGUAAUAAAACACCACAGCUGAAGUUAGAAGAAUUCUUAUAGCUUAUGCCACCUGUUCAAGGAUAAAAACCUGGCCAGGGCACUUCAAAAACAUUGCCAUUUGAUGAUAUUCUGAAGCUGAUUAGUUGAGUCUUAAGGUGCAGCUGAGGAUGACACACAGAGUAAAAUAACCAUAAGCAAUAGGUUCAUUCCCAUUUCCUGUACAGACAUAGUUCUUCUCCUAAAAUAUUAAUACUGAUUUCCAUGUCAAUUUUUAUAGGAUCUUUUAGAGGUCUUAAACCUGGAUCGUAGACUUAAAAAAGUAACUUAUGAGGUGUCUGUUAUGGUUUUGAGUAUCAUUGUGGACAAAUUGAGAAAAGCUAUUGUUAAUAGUUGACAUUUUUCAGCAGUGUCAGUCUAGGUUUGCAAUGACAUUAUUAGCACAAAAGCUCUCGAGCUGUUAUAAGUGUUUUGUCUGUUGGGCUACUAUUCUUGUCACAAUUUUGUACCCCAUAGACCUUCCCUACUCAUCCCUUGGGUUGGAAUAGAGCAGCAUAGCUAGACUCUUGUAAGGAGGGCAACCAAAGGGAUGUGAAGCUUGAGCAGGGGGAGAAUGUAAUUUUCCAAAUAAAACUGAGCCAGAAUUCCUGAAAGCGUGUACAUACAUACCUCUUACUGUGGUAUUCAGUGUCAUACCAUUUUAUUUUUUGUUUUUCAGUGCAAACUGUCAGGUUACCUGCUUUACCUCUGCUAUAUUUAAGCAUUUGAGAGAGAGAGAAAGCUCGUGUUCCUAUGGUUAAAGUGCUUUCCUCACAACAGUAGGUAGUCUUAAGUGUUAUUACUCCAAUUUUACAGAUGAUGAAACUGAAGAUGAAAGAGGUUAAUUUGUCCAAGGUUACAUGGCUAGUAAGUGUCUGAACUACAACUUAAAUCUGGAUUUUCUGAUCCAGUAUUUCUACUAUACCACACUGCCUCUGAGUGUCUCUUAUAAGGCCACCUGGAACAUUGAUUGUUUCAGUAUUACAUUGUGUGAGAUCAUCUCUGCGAUUUUCUGUAGCAUUUCUAAAUGCCCUAUAUAUCUUAAUUUCAGUGAAGCAUAUAAGCUCCUGCUACUAUGUGCUUGGGACUCAGGUUACAAAGUUAUAGUGAUACAGUCCUUAAAUUACCUCGUAUUGCCUGCUACCUUAUUAACAAGUCCCCCUGGUGCCUGGCUGUAUCCUAGUCAUAAUGUUCCUGUACCCUUUUGGCAGAGAACAUUAAGAGAACUCUAGUCUUGCCACAUCCCUAGGAUGAAGAAAGGGCUUGUUAAAAGUGUUCAUUGUGACUCAGGCUUCCCUGACCUAAACUUGUGAACUCCAGCUUCUACUUCUGUCUUGGAAACCCAUGAUGGCUUUCCCUUUGGAAUGGUUGCAGGAGUCAGAGAUGCAAAUCUCAGAACUUUAGUAGCCCCAUUUAUAAACCCUAUACUACCUUAGCCCUAGUAUCAUAGUUUUGGAAGACAGUAAAAAAUAGGCUGACCCAACCUCAUGAACAAUUAUUAUGGACCCCAAGCAUUGUACAACUUUGUAGCAGGGGAAGCCAGGUAUAUAAGCAGUGACUUACUGAUAAGACCACUUGGCCUAGUAUUCACAAGCUAUUUCUUUUCAGAGUUUUCUUAAAGCAGCAGAACUUUAAAUAUAGUAACUUAUAUUACUGAAUUUAAACUACUUCACAUCAGUAUUUGGUAAUGAAAUAUUCCUUAAAAAUUGGAUGGUGUUCUAUUUAUUUCCUUUCCUUGACUAAUUUGGAAUUAGGCCAUCCUUUAGAUCAUUUCUGAAGGGAGCAAGGGUUGCUAGUUUAUAGCACUUAAAUAAAUGCCAAGAAACAAACCUUCUCCCCUUGCUCUAUGAAUGGUACCCUCUUCUAACCUAAAGACUGUGUGGUGGUUGUACAACAGAAUCAAUAGAGUAUAACCUAUGAAUACUUUCAAAACAGAGUAUGAGGUUGGCCCCACAGUCAAAAGGGUGAGUAUUAACUACUCUGAUAAUGAAUUUCAAAGUCUUAUUUUAUCAGACAAGUUUGAACUUUCAAGUCAAAAUACCAUAAUGAAGGUAGUAGGACAGGGAAGUAGGGGAAGGGUCUUCCUUUUUCUAGGGCCUAGUCCACAAAUUAAUAUUAUGAAUUCAGAAAAAUAAGUUGCUGCAUGUGAUCAAAAGGUUUAUAGGUUGAAAUGGAAGGUUUAUUCAUUUUUUGUAUGUGUCCUGCAUUCAUUAUAAAUGAGAGAAAUAAAGUGAUCUGAUUGGCUGUUUGAAUUACAAGCAUCACCAUGAGUUCAACCACCCAAUUCUGUCUUAAAAAUUAACCCUUUAAAAUAACCAUGUAAAUAUUUUUUAAACAUUUUAUAACAUUGUGUAAAUUUAUAUUUAAUGUCUUUUUACAAACUGAUUGUACCUAGCCUUCAUCUUUGUAACACUGGGUGUGAAAUUAAUGGGCCGUAAUUCACAUACUGGUGGAUCUUGUUCCUGAGCAAUGCUAGCCAAUCAGAUUACAGAUUUCUUUCUUCAUGGAGGAAUCACUUACUUUAUUGUGAAGGACAUCUGAUACAGUAGUCUUUGUUACUGUUAUGUAUGGAAUGUUUUGUUUUUGGCAGACUGUGGUGCUUUGAUUUUAAUAAAAUAAACUUGAAUGAA